AUGGCCAACAAGAACUACUCACUUCAUCACUUAAUUCUUAUUGUGGCUUGCAUCGCCACUAUGAUGACGGCGGUGGCCGGAAUUCGCAUAAUGACGAAGAUUAUACCUUCGUCAUCAUGCAAUGGGACGAUAGGAGAGUGCAUGGAAGCAAAAAAGGAAUUGGAGAUGGAUUUCGAGAACAGCAUGGAGAUAUUUGAAUCAAUGAAGAAGGUGAUAGGGAACGAUGCAAUGAGGAAGAAUGGAAUUCCAUGCUCGAAGAAAGAUAAUGCUACUAAGAAUUGUAGACCGGGUCCUCCUGCCAACCGUUACAACCGUGGCUGCAGUCCCAUUACUCGAUGCAGGGGUGGUAGUGGUGGUGGCCAUGGUUCCACCCAUAGUUAA
Messenger RNA from Arachis ipaensis, 381 nucleotides. RefSeq names its product rapid alkalinization factor-like. Gene Ontology annotation, biological process: calcium-mediated signaling. Gene Ontology annotation, cellular component: plasmodesma. NCBI's taxonomy places the organism in Eukaryota, Viridiplantae, Streptophyta, Magnoliopsida, Fabales, Fabaceae. The record is from RefSeq and is a predicted model, not a curated record.